Hymenoscyphus albidus is the source of this 326-nucleotide messenger RNA. The record is from the annotation of a GenBank genome assembly. NCBI's taxonomy places the organism in Eukaryota, Fungi, Ascomycota, Leotiomycetes, Helotiales, Helotiaceae.
AUGGCCCAAAUGGAAAUUGUCCUCCAUGAUGCUUUUGAACAGGUGUGUUCAUUUCUACAUAUCCUGCUUUAGCGAAAUUAUCACGUUGGAGUCUAUGCUUGAGAUAUAGGUUCAAGGAUAUGAAGGCUUUGAAGUCAAUCGAUAUUGGGAGAGACUGAAACAAGAGAUCUUGCUGAAAGUUGUGAAUCUCAAUUUUGAAGUAUGUUUUAACUUUAGACGAAAUUUCCAAGGGCUUAACUAAUUUUAUAUUACAUCAGAGUCGUCUCCAUCUAUUUCAAGCUUCAACUGCUGCAUACGGAGAUUUCACAUCCGCUGAACUCCCAUAA